CGAUAUAUUGUUUCACACGGGCUCUUGUUCGUGGCUCUGGCCGUUGGUUCUUGAUGUGGUGCAUACUUGGACCUAUCUUCCGAUGCGUUUGAUCACCGUGCUUUCAGCCCUGCUACUGUUGCAACGAAAUGUGUUUGUUUUGUACAGUAUACCUCCUCAACAAUCCCGAUACAGGAGCACAUUAGGCAAAGGCUUCCAAUCAGACGCACCUAGUUAAUCCACCAUCAUACUUUUCUCCGCUUGUCCACUCUGACAACCCAGCACACCCAGCAUGCAGUGGUUGCCCUGCUCUGCAUCCAUCCAUGACGCGGCAGUCACCACGGCCAGAUUUGGCCAUUCCGCUGUGUGCAUCUCCGGCACCGGCUCCGUUUGGGGCACUGACCUGGUCGUCGUGUUUGGCGGUGUCAGUUACUCUGACGGCGAAUCCCAUCUGGAGCAUCACACGGCGCUGGGCGAUGUGACGGUGCUUCAGGCUGAGGCGGACAUGUGGUUCACACCACAGGUGUCCUCUGCCCCUGGGGCAGUGGACGGCGGCGGUGGCGACGGCGGGCUGCCGGAGCCGCGCGCCUUCCAUUGCGCUGCUGCAGUAGACCGACGUAUGUACGUCUUUGGCGGCCACGUCAUGUCGUACGAUCCCGUACUGAAUAAGAAGCGACGCCGUUUCUUCAAUGACCUAUGGUGCCUGGACACGGACACGUGGACGUGGCAGUGCCUGAGCGCCAAUACGGGGGGGACGGCGGGGGGCGCUGUAGGAGCAGCAGCAGCAGCAGCAGCAGCGGGGGGCCCCGCAGGGGGAGAUGGGUUUCCCCCCCGUCGUGACAUGGCGACACUAACCCGCGCGGGCCCCUCGUGUCUGCUGCUGUUCGGGGGGAGGCUGGAGUCCGGGAGGGUGGCGGGGGACGCCUGGGUGCUGGAUACGCACACACGCACCUGGAGCCAGCUACGAAUCCCCGGACCCCUACCAGCCCCCCGGAAGAUGCACGCUGCUGUGUAUGUGACCAACCGUGUGGUUAUCUUCGGAGGGGAGAGGGACUCUGGACUACUCGAUGACCUGUGGACGCUGAAGGGUGCGGACGGCUCCGAAGCCGCCAAGUGGACCCAGAUCAAGCUACGGCCCUCACCUUCUGGAAGAUUCGGACACGGCAUGGCGGCAUGCGGAAGUCGACUUGCCGUAUUCGGGGGGUGCUUGGAUCACUCCUCUUUGCUGUCCUUCAGUCGUACAUACGUACAGUGUAACGAGCUGUGGGUGCUGGAUAUGGCCACCUUCAGCUGGCAUCGCGUUGAGGCACCCGAGGGGGUCACCCCCCUGACCGGUACGGCACUAGAGGACCCCCACCUACCUACACAACUGCAACAACAACUACAACAACUACAACUGCAGCAGGAAAGCGGUGUUCAUGCAGGAACCCAUCAGCAGCACCGCCACCAGCGGGAGGAGACGGCGCCGGGGGCCGCCGCGCCACUGGCAUCCUUCAAAUCUCACCAGCACCAGCACCCUCCUCCGCUUCUUCCGCUUCCGCUGGAGCGCAUGUGCCAUUCCGUGGUGGCGGUGGGCCCGAGUGACGUUGCGGGGCUGUGUCGGCUGCUGGUGGUGGGGGGCAGGAAGCGGGAGGGGAUUUGCGGGGACGCCUGGUGGCUCAUGAUGGGUCCUGACAACCUAACUCCUGUCCUCACCGCACCCCAACCAGAGGACCUUGCCGCGGCCCUCACCGCCACCGCCGCACAAAGAGCCGUACAACAACAACGCGCCCACGCCGCGGCGUCGCCGCCGCCAGUGCCCCCCGCCGCCAGUACCGCCGCGGCGGCGGCGACGCCCUUGCUGCCCAACCCCACCCUCCUCUCAAACCUCCUUCGAAAGAGCGCACCGCCGUCGGCGGCGGUGGCAGCUGUGGCGGCGGCGGUCACACCACCCAGCGGCGACGGCAGCACUAGCAGCCUGCAGAGUAGCCUGGACGCCGUACAGACGGGCGCGGCAGCGUCGCCCCCUCUGGUUCCAGCGCCGACGGUUGGAUCUCAACGCGUGGCGGCGUCAACAUCUUCGGGAUGUCUAAGCCAGGAUCCAGCGGGUACGGCGGUGGGAGCGGGAAUUGCCGUACAGCCGUCUGGCGCCAGCUUAAUGGGCAGGCAGUCGCCGCAGGGACAGAACGGUGAGGUCGGCGGGAGGGAGCGGAUGGCGGAUAAGGCCUCUCAGGCCAUCAACCGAAUUACCAGACAGGUCAGCACGCUGCUGCGGAGUGACGCUGCCGCCGCCGCCGCCACGAUGACAGCGCCUGCAGCAGCGGCAGCGGCGACGACGGCUGCUGCUGCUGCUACUGCUAACCUGUCGACGUCGCCGUCGGGCGGCAGGAUCCUCGCGCGGCUAUUUGACGGCGGUACGGCAUCAGGGGCAGCGACCCGUGACGGCGGCGGUACGGCAAUGCCGCCACCCGUCAUCCAUUCGACGUUGACCGCGAAAGGUCCUCCGGAGACCGGUGGGGGUGGGGUCCCCCGCUCCCCCCUCCCCCCUCCUGCUGCUCCUCCCCUGCCUCCUUCCCCCACCCCCGCGGACGUGUAUGGCUCCUGGGAGAACCUCCGCAGCGCUCUGGGGCUCAUCGCACAGACUCCGUCUGGCUCCCUAGUCACCGCCCCCGCGGAGACCGCCUCCGCUUCCACCGCCACCGCCACCGCCAACAGCACCACCAGGAGGCAGGCAGUUGACGCGGCCGCGGCGCUGGCGGCGUUGGGGCGCCAGCUGGCCGUUGAGGAGGGCCCGACGGCGGUUGGUGCUGGGGGUUGGAGCGGGGUUGGAGCGGCGGCAUCAGCUGGGAAUGCCGCCGGGGCUGUGAGGGCGGCUCGGAGACAUCUAGUCAGUUGCCCUGUGGAGCGGUUGACGGUUGGACAGUUGGAGCUGGUUUUGGCUGACUGCCAGGCUCUUCUGAAGUCUCGCACGACACGGCUGUGGGAACAACUCGAGCAGCAGCUUCAGAAACAGCAGCAGCAACAGCAGCACGCCACGACACAACAACAGACAGGGCCGAGCACCUUCACUACCACCACUGUUAGCGACAACGGCAAUUGGAACAGCAGCAGUAGCCGCAGCAGUGGUGGUGGUGGUGGUGGCCGGAGCGACCCCGCGGGGAACGUAGACAGCACCGCUCUGACGUGUCUGGUGGCCUCCAGCUCGCACUGGCUGGUGGGGCUGAGCCCUGAGGAGUUGCGGCUGGGGGCGGUGGGCCGACUGGUGGGGACUUAUGGCGAGCUACUGAAGGAGGCCGGGGAGGGGAGGAGCGGAGCUGGCGGCGGAGGCGGCAUUGGGCUUGUAGGUGUGUAG
Molecule: messenger RNA, 3310 nt
Organism: Volvox carteri f. nagariensis
Lineage: Eukaryota; Viridiplantae; Chlorophyta; Chlorophyceae; Chlamydomonadales; Volvocaceae
Exons: 10
Coding region: 272-3310 (1012 amino acids)
Molecular function (GO): protein binding
Source: RefSeq, a predicted model, not a curated record